UUGCCUAUCGUUAUCGGAAGCUUUGCCGGUUUAUUUACGUUUUGGAGCAUUGAACCGAGCAAAUGUUUUAAAAACUAGCAUUUUCCGUGUUUUGGCGCACACUUGCAGCACAAAUAGAGUCCCGAUCCCUCGACCAUGUGUGCAAAUAGCCCCCGCGUCCCCGUCGCGGGGAAUGGAGGCUCCACCCGCUGCUCCAGCCUGUGUUCCGAGGGCCGCUUGAGUUUGUAUUGCUUUGUGAUCACCGCAGCCCUGAUCCUCAUCCCCUCGGUGCCCCAGAUCCACUAUGGAAUGGUGCCCCAGGUGUGGGGCGCCGUGCUCUGGGGUCCUGUCCUAUACUACGCUCUGAUCAACAUGAUUAUCCGGUUCGUGUUGCGGAACCACGACUACCAGGUUGCCAUUAGGGCCUCCUUCCUGGGCUUUACUAUGGCCGUAAGCACGCUGGUAAUCUGUUUUGCCCCCACCGAAUGGCAGCAAUUUGGGGUCUACGGCUGCUUCAUGUCCUUUUUCCACUAUUCGGAGUUCCUGGUGAUCGCCUGUGCAAAUCCCCGCACCCUAAGUCUCGAUUCCUUCAUGCUGAACCACUCGGUGCACUAUGGACUGGCUGCCGCAGCCAGCUGGAUCGAGUUCUCCCUGGAGGUGUACUUCCUGCCGGAGUUCAAGAGAUUCGGCCACAUAUGGCUGGUGGGCGUGGUCCUGUGCUCCUUUGGCGAGGUGGUUCGCAAGGCGGCUAUCAUCACAGCAGGACGAAGCUUUACACAUUUGGUCCAGGAUGAGAAGCACUCGGAUCACAAACUAAUUACGAGUGGGAUCUACUCCUACUGCCGGCACCCCUCCUACGUCGGCUGGUUCUGGUGGUCCAUUGGAACGCAGAUCGUGCUGCUCAAUCCCAUCUGCAUAUGCAUCUAUACGCUGGUCAGCUGGCUCUUCUUCCACGAUCGCGUCUACGUCGAGGAGUACUCCCUGCUCAACUUCUUCCAGUCGGACUAUGUGCGCUAUCAGAAGCGGGUGCCAACGGGCCUGCCCUUCAUCCGGGGCUAUCUGAUCGAGUAGUGUCACGGAGCUCGGGUUCAAUGUCACAAGCCGCCGUGGAGAACAACAAGUUCUGUUUUAGAUGUAGGUAAACAACGUACACGGUAGUCGUCUUUUGUAUAGCAAAAAAAGAAAUAUUUCAAAAGCACAUUGUAUUUUAAAAAAAUAAGUUUUUCUAAUAUUUAGCUUGUUGGUUUGUAUUCAUAAACUAGUCAAAGCAUGUUGCUGAUAAUCUAA
Messenger RNA from Drosophila biarmipes, 1266 nucleotides. It is a transcript of the gene ste14, whose product is annotated as protein-S-isoprenylcysteine O-methyltransferase. Gene Ontology annotation, biological process: C-terminal protein methylation. NCBI's taxonomy places the organism in Eukaryota, Metazoa, Arthropoda, Insecta, Diptera, Drosophilidae. Gene Ontology annotation, molecular function: protein C-terminal S-isoprenylcysteine carboxyl O-methyltransferase activity. Bases 136 to 1050 code for a protein of 304 amino acids. The record is from RefSeq and is a predicted model, not a curated record. Gene Ontology annotation, cellular component: endoplasmic reticulum; membrane. The transcript is spliced from 3 exons.